AGCUGAAAGAUUCGCUGCAGGGACCCGCGUAUCGAGGACAGAAAACUAGAGCGCUGCUCGCCAAGCUUUAUUCACACGGAUUGAUUGCUACUGCUGAUACGUUCGAAAAGUUGUCUAGGCUAUUUAACGACCACUUUCGACUACGACGAGACCGAAUCCUCGGCGAAGCGAGGGAACUCUUGCACCACGCCGACGGCAAAUCGUGGCAAGAGCUAGCCGCCGAAAAGGAACGAGAAGACAUCUUUGCCGAACCUCUUCCCCUGGAAGAGCUGCUCGAAUCGCCGAUGUCGUACCCCUUCCGCCUGCCCCGCAGUCGAUCGGCCGAUUGGUCGUCCAGCACGAGGGAAUCCUACCUAUCCCGAUGGUCGCGCGAAAACACGCCGACCGCCUGUACGGAACGGUACGCGCGUGACGUCCGUCGCAGCUAUACCCCCGUCAGGGAUAUUGCUGAUUCCAGAGUUAUUGAGGACGGCCGGCGGCCGUAUUCCUCUUACAGUAAGCGCACGCCGAUCGGGUUUAUGACGCUCCCCUACCGUACCAGCAUCAAUUACGCCGAGGAAGAGCAGCCCAUCCGAAAAUACGACGUCUUCCAGGUGCGCUCGUGGAGCUACCCGAUUUACAAGUAUUUGAACCACCGCGAGCACAACUAUGAACGGCCCUACUCGCUCGCCCGGGCUUACGGUACAACCCCCUCGUACACCACCCCAACGAUGACCAUCGACGCGAAAACACGCAUAGAUGGCAGAAGAGGCUACAGCGGCUACGCGUUCGUGGGAAUGGAGAGCAACUUUGACCUCACCAGCCGCACCAGAAGCCAAACGAACGCCAACUAUUGGCGCAGCAAUUACGCGUCAUCUCCGUGGCUCACUCCUCGCCACCACUACGCCAGUUCUGCACUCCGUCACUUCAGCGCUUAUCGACCCCAAAGCUACGCGUCAACCCGAUAUUUACGAUAC
Messenger RNA from Mesorhabditis spiculigera, 956 nucleotides. NCBI's taxonomy places the organism in Eukaryota, Metazoa, Nematoda, Chromadorea, Rhabditida, Rhabditidae. The record is from the annotation of a GenBank genome assembly.